This is a messenger RNA of Microbotryum saponariae, 243 nucleotides long. The record is from the annotation of a GenBank genome assembly. NCBI's taxonomy places the organism in Eukaryota, Fungi, Basidiomycota, Microbotryomycetes, Microbotryales, Microbotryaceae.
AUGUCAGGCGAGGAACUCGCUGACAGUGUGUGCGUUCUAUUCCGCAGAGGGAACCCCAACCUUGCGGAGCUGGACAAGUUUCGACCCAUGAUCGUGAAGCAGAGUCGGAUCCAAAAGAUGCCCAGGUGGUUGAUCAACGAAAGCAAGAGUCCGGCGUACUCUGCCGUCUCCUUUUUUGAUGGCGAAAGACUUCACAGCUCGUUCGACGCAAUUCUGGUGUGCUUAAACUUGGUGAUCAUGUAA